Cavia porcellus (domestic guinea pig) is the source of this 3476-nucleotide messenger RNA. Its product is annotated as U8 snoRNA-decapping enzyme-like. The record is from RefSeq and is a predicted model, not a curated record. Lineage: Eukaryota; Metazoa; Chordata; Mammalia; Rodentia; Caviidae. Gene Ontology annotation, molecular function: snoRNA binding; phosphodiesterase decapping endonuclease activity. Gene Ontology annotation, biological process: sno(s)RNA catabolic process; mRNA catabolic process. The transcript has 3 exons. Gene Ontology annotation, cellular component: nucleus. The coding region runs from base 2095 to 2700 and encodes 201 amino acids.
UAUGGCAGAUUUGGAGAGGAAGAUGUGGUAACCACCCUCCAACAUGACUGCCAGUGGCCCAUCCUUCUGGUUUUCAUGUCCUGUGUGGACUGCCUCACAUUAUACCAUGGGCAACUUGUGCAACUAGUAGAGUACUGAGCAGUGAUGAUGUAUGCAGCCUACAUCAUAAAAGACACAGAUUCUAUCUUGUUCUCUCUUGGAUUACACUCUGGAGGAAGCCAGUUACCACAUCAGGACAUUCCAAAUACAUAUGGCAAGAUCUAUAUAGUGUGAAACUGAGGCCUUUCCUCCACAGCCAGCACCAACUUGCCAGUGAAAGCAAAUCUCUGACCCUACUCAAGCCUUCAUUUGACUGCAAACCUGGCAUUGGCACUAUGACUUCCUGAGGAACUCUGAGUCAGAAACACCCAGAAAAACCAUUCCCUAGUUCCUGAACUAAAGAACCAUGAAGUAACAAAUGUUUAUUGUGUCAUUUCCACAAUAUAUAUGAGUAGCAGAAAGAAAAUCUCAGAUCUAAGCCACUGAAAUGUAUUGAUGGGCAUGAUUCUUGUGUUCAUGGCACCAUAGGGUAGAUUUCUAGAAGAUGCCUGAAGGCACACCAGGGAAAUAGAAGGUGUGGUCAGAAUGAGCAAAGAGGAAAGUCUGAGCUGCAUGCAUAUGAUAAAGUUGGGUUGUUCUGAGUAGAGACAACCACAGAGAAUUCAGAGAAUGGAGACUAUAUGAGAGGGAGAGGGGAGUUGUCUGGGAGGACACUUAGGUUCCCAGCAACAGUGACUGGACAGAAGAUGGGUGGCACAGAGGAGAUACAGAUUGGAGGAUCAGGCGAGUGCUGAAUUCAUUCCUAGCUGUGUUGGGUUGGAAGUGUUGGCUGUGUAUUUGAGAGCAGAGAUCCAGGUCCAACCCUGAAAUGUCUGAAAAGUUCUGCUAUUGUGAAAUGAUCUAUCCAGUUAGCUCCUGGCAAUAUAGAAGUGGGUAUAUGCUGUUUCUACAAACAACUGAAAACAGGGCUGGGUUCUGAAGAAUGCAAGUUUGAGGUAACUGGAUGUGAUGUGAGGCACGUGAAGGUAUAAAAUAAUAAUAAACAAUAUUGUUUUGCCCUUUCAGGAAGUCCUACUGGAUAAACCCCACUGGUUGUGCCUCUCUUGCCCUUCAUAUGUUCUUCUAAGUUUGUGUUCUCAACUAUGAGGCUAUUUGAAUCACCUGGAAAAUCCUAUGAGGAUUAAGUGGAAAGAUUUUAAAUUACCUGAGAAAUGGUAGAUGUUAGUCACAGUCUUCUUAGUGCUUAAAAAGUGAUCCUAGUCCCUACCUCCCCUUCCUUCUCCUACACCAAGGGGGUUCCUAUCUGUACUGUGAAACACAAUGCUUUAUUCAAAUGUAAAUUGUAACCUUUAUCUUGAAGUACUUAAGAGGCUGAAGAGCUUUCUAUCUUUCUCUUUUUGCUAUGGGAAAACAUCAAACUAUAUAAAGAAUAAUAAUAAGACCCUAAUGGAUUCAUCAUACACCUUCGCAAAGAGCAAUUCCCAACCAAUCUUAUUAACUGUAACUUACCAUUAGCCCAAAAUCUCACUCACUGAAUUACAACUAUGAGAAUUCUUACACCCAUCACAUCUCUCCACUGCCAUAGGAUAGGUCGUGCUCUCUGAAGCCAGCCCCUGCUACAUUCCUCCUAACCAAAUUCCAAAAGUAUCCUCACCAAACCUCAGGUAGUUCUCUCAACACAGUUAUUCCUAAUCUCCCAGAACUCCUUAGUAAUUAAAUUCUGCUCAGACUAAAUCCUAAACCUUCUAGCUCGCCAGACCUCCCAAGAAUCUACCUGCUCCAGAUUAUGAUUUAAGCAUUGACCCAUUAAUCCCUGAGUUCAGAGUAUUGGCCACACCUUCAGUUCCGCCCUGGUUUGAUGCCCAAUUCCAAGGACGCUUUCAGUUUCCCUAGGGUCCCUUGGCCCUUCUCCUAAGAGCUCCACCCUGAUUUGCUACUGCCCCAAGCUCCUGGCUCCAAGGAUUGGCCCUGGCGGCCGCGCCCACUCCCAUAAUGGUGUAAGACUCGCCCACCUACCCAAUGGGCUGACCCCACAACCACAGAAAACCUUAGGCCAUGGCAGGGUCGCGUAAAAUAGAGCUCACCGAAGCCCUAGCUUUAGGGUCCGAGUGGAGGCACAUGUGUUUUGCCAUACUCUACGCGCCUGACCCGCGGAUGCUUUUCGGCCGCAUCCCACUGCGGUACGCAGUGCUGAUGGAGAUGCGCUUCGAUGGACGCCUGGGCUUCCCAGGCGGCUUCGUGAACUCGCAGAAGCGUACCCUGGAGGACGGACUGAACCGAGAGCUGCUGACGAAGCUGGGCGAGGCGGCCUCCGCCUUCAGCGUGGAGCGCACAGAAUACCGCAACUCACAUGCAGAGGACACAACGCACGUUGUGGCGCACUUCUAUGCCAAGCGACUGACACUGGAGCAGCUGGAGGCUGUGGAAGCUGGAGCACCAAAAGCCAAGGACCAUGGGCUGGAGGUGCUGGGCCUGGUACGGGUGCCCCUGUACACCCUUCGGGAUGGUGUAGGAGGCCUUCCUGCCUUCCUGGAAAAUUCCUUUAUUGGUGCUGCACGGGAGGUGCUACUGGAAGCCCUCCGGGACUUGGAACUCGUGGAACCUGGCUCUGUCUUGAAUUUUAAAAGACAUUCCUUCAGGCAACCUUCUUUAAACUCGUAGAACCUGAGAAAAGAGCUUUGAUACAGGAGACAGGAAGGGAAAAGAAAAUGUUUUCUUUCUGGGCCUGAGAGAUGGUAGAUGAUACCAGAUUAAAAGGAGACAUGACAUGUCAGCUUGAUUUGGAACAAGAAAUGCCUAGUAGAAUUACAAAGCACACUUUUGGAUUGUCUGGGUGGGUCAUGGCAGUAUGACCUGGGGUACUGUGUAUUGUUCCAGGUCCCUUUUUCUCUGGUACUGUUCCUCUCCUCUGUCAUGAAGUAAGCAUCUUUGCACCCCAUGAGCUAACAGCUUUACUCCUCAUGCCUGUCCUUCAUGGCCUGUCUUGGAACCGGCUGAGCCCAGACUGAAGCCCAUGAAGCCCUCAGCACAAGCGAGCCUUUCUCAUUUAAAUUGUGGGUAUUAGGCAUUGUGUCCCAGCAAUGGAAAAGCUUGUGCACAGCAACACAUGGGCUCUCCCAAUUCUUGGUAUCAAUGGCACAAACAUCCCAGAAGCUCUAGAAGAUCCUCCAUAAGCCUCCUCUCUGUAUAAGUGACACAAUUUGACUCAUGUCCAGUUUAUCUGGGAAGUGAAAUUUGUGAGUCUUGGCCUGAUAUCAUCCCCUCCGAUAUUCUUAAUUAUAAUUUGUCAACUUGACGAGUAAAAACCACCUUGUGGGUUAGUAAUUCUGUGUAUCUGUGUGAAUGAGUGACGGGUAGACGAGAUCCACCCCGAAUGUGGGUGACACCAACUUUUAAGCUUGUGGCUUGGCCAGAAUAAAAAGAGAAAGAAUGCACAA